AGUAUAAAAUCGUAGCAGAAAUUAGAACAGAUUCAUGCAAGAACAAGGUACACAUGACGUGCGUUCCUCCAGCGAAGCGCACCUGUUCGCGGUCUUGUGUUAAGAAGAAUGAUGGACCUUUUUGUAUCAGAUGUGAAAUCGAAAUUGAAUCAAAAUUGACAAAGAUUGGGGGAGAGAUAGCUGCCAUACACCCAAAUGGUAGCAACAUUGGAUGCUACAAUGGAUAUGAAUUGCACGUCAACAUCUCGAACUGGGAAGGAGACAAACUGCUAGAUAUAUGUGCCAAUCCGUUAUCCAUAGAUAAGGGUUACCGUCCUAUCAUCGAUGCAAGCGGAACAAGAAUUACAUUUUCCGAAGAUACCAGUUGUAAAGGGCUACCAUGUUGUCCUAAGAAGCGGUACCUAUCCAACACAAUAAGUCAAGGAUAUGGAAGAUACGAAAACGGAACAAAUGACUGCAACAGUUAUGAGCAUAGAUCAACAACAACCAGUAUGCAAAGUUCAGAUGCAUCACUGGUAACAAUUAGUUAUUCAAUGAUCAUCCUUGCCCUAGUCCUGGGUAUCACUAGCCGUGAACUAAUGAACAUGUAUUGGUGAACAACGAUAUCCCAAGACGAAAUAUUACGCAGGUCACGAACCUAGCUCUUUGAAAAACACCGAGGAAUAUAUGUUGUACAUGAAUUUCUAUACACUAUUGUCAUUUGUAUAAUAUGAUAACCUGAAUUCCCUUCAAGAGCCUUAUCUACAUGUAUUGUUAUAGAAUUAACUGUAUAUAUUUUGCUGUGCAACGAUAAUAGAAUGCAAGAACUGAAUGGCAAACUUCAUGAAAGCCUUCCAUAAAAAGGGUUUGUGAUUCAGUUCUCGUUCAACGCAAAAAAUGCACGUCGUAGUUGUUUGUUAAAUGAAUGAGUUCCGAUGUCGUCCCCUUUUAUACACAUUAUUUUGCAUUUUGAAAUCUGAACGAUUAUUGUCAUAUCCUAGCUAGCUGAAGAUCUGUAGCUCCCUGGUCUGUCCCAAUAUUUCUCCAGGUAGGUUUCAAGUGUUCUGUCCCAUAAGUGGGGUAUGUUAGCUAACAUCCAAGGCUGUACUCGUCAAUACUGUUACCGGACAUCCAUUUCCUGCACACUAAUGUCAAAGUCGGAAUGUCUGAGUAAGAUUUUCCGGAUCGUUCAACGUUGACAGUGAUGUAUUUUCGGUACCAGGAUUGACGAGUACAGCCUUGGAUGUUAGCUGACAGACACUGAUGCCAUGUUUCGCCAAAUACGUCUGUAUAGAUACGUUUAAAAUGUUCUUUUCGAGAGAGACUCUCAAUAUACACGUGCAUGUACUUCAGUGCGAAAUCCCGACUUUUUAAGGCUUUGUGGUAUGAAACGCAAAAUUUACAUUAACUCAAAUAAUUGAAGAUAUCUUUAAUUAUUUGAAUAUAUCAAUACCGAAAGGACAGAGUGGAGCACUUUGUUUGAAGAAAGCAAUUUAUAAUAUAAAGGGGGAAAUAUUGAUUAUAACAUUUUCAUGUUUUAAAGCUUUUCAUCAAUAUUGUCAGUAUGAAAGAUGGUAUGAAUAGGGGAGAGAGUUGUAUUAGAUAUUUAUAUCUGCACAGAA
Messenger RNA from Ostrea edulis (European flat oyster), 1601 nucleotides. RefSeq lists its product as uncharacterized. The coding region runs from base 54 to 596 and encodes 180 amino acids. The transcript is spliced from 5 exons. The record is from RefSeq and is a predicted model, not a curated record. NCBI's taxonomy places the organism in Eukaryota, Metazoa, Mollusca, Bivalvia, Ostreida, Ostreidae.